AUGCCAGUUCAGGUGCAAAGCGACCUGUUUGAUGGCGAGCGCUUGUCGCAAACGCUCGGUCACCGCGGUGACCUCGUGGGUCCGUGGGACCGGCCGACGGACCUCGUGGCUACUCUCAAACGCAAACCGCGUGCAACCGGCACUCGAUCGAAGAUGGAGACAACGGGCGAGCGGAUCAAGAAGUUGAAAUCGCUGCCGAGCGACGAGACCGUCUUCUACUCGAAUAUCUGGUCGCCACCGGAAACGCGACGUGACGUGUCGGCUGCCAGGAAGUCACAGCAAUUUGUGGACAUCAGUCAAGUGGCGCACGUGCUGACGUCGUUGGACUACAAGAGCGGCUACGAAGAACCAGGACCGACAGAGUUUUUCAACAUUUGGGGGCCGCUGGAUGCGCAGCAGGAUGUCCAACCGAUAGCGCCGCUGAGCAAGCCACAGCACAUGAUCCGCAAUGCAUCGGCACGAAUACCCGACCACAGCACUGCCGACAGUUCGGCAGCAGUUACGUUUUCCAGUACUCUAAGCCUCGGUCCGUUGAAAGUGGAGCUCAAUACGCUCCCGAGCGUGCUCUCGUUGGACAGUUUUGCCAGCGUGAAGAACACCCCCGUAUCAGCGCCGUAUCAGCGAGGGCCAAACGUGGUGUUCUCGAACGUGUUGACGCGCAACGGCGCAGUGGACAUGAGCUGGAGCUCUCAGUUUUUGUUGGGCCUACACGAACCCGUACGCCAUGCUCUUUUCGUGAUUGAUCGAUUCUUGGAGCGCAGCCGCGACUGGAAGUCGCCAAUGAACUGGAACGUGCGCGAGUUCUUCAGCUGGUUCAAGCUGCACUUUGUGGAGUUUGUGCGCAGCCAGCGCGAAUUGAAGACGACGGUGCUCCUUCCGCUCGUGGUGAUCAAGUUUGGAGCGAAACGUGACAUCUUUGCACUAUACGAAGAUGUUUUUGCACUGAUGGACGUGGUCGUUGCGCACGAGGAUGGCUUGCUCUUGUCGGCGGCGUCGUCAGCAGGUUCAUGGACGGCUUGCUUGGGUCUUCUGCAAGACGACAUUCGGCGUCUGAACCACUUGCUCCUUAAUGUGCUCGCACGAGAAGAGGAGACGUUCAAGCCCGCGAUUGAACUCGCAUUUUCCGAGAAAGCGUUCGAGCGAUAUGUCAUGCCGCGGAUCUUCCGUGCGAUGCGACCGAAGCGUGUGAUGGUGCCGUGGAUCGUGGAGAGGAGCCGUGUGUGGGGCGACAAUAAGGUCGCGAAAGCGUACAAGGACGAGUUGUCAUUGACAGCCCGGUUUCUGUAUGAACACGUGUGGCACCCGUACUUCAAACACAAUAUCGCAUCGGCCAUGAAGCACUUGGACAACGACGUGGAGGGUAUAGCUGCCGCAAAGGGCGCGGACGAGUCUUGCUUUGGGUGCAUAGUCAUGUAA
Molecule: messenger RNA, 1416 nt
Organism: Hyaloperonospora brassicae
Lineage: Eukaryota; Oomycota; Peronosporomycetes; Peronosporales; Peronosporaceae
Source: the annotation of a GenBank genome assembly